AUGGGAGCCAAACAGAGCAGCCCUGCUGCUAACGGACGGAUGAGGGCUUACUCGGGAUCAGAUCUGCCAUCAAGCACAUCAACUAGUAAUGGAAACAGCCGGACUGCAGCCAUGGGUAUGAGAUACGCGUAUGGCGGCACGGCCCAUGGAGCUUCAGGUGCCAGUGCCACCUCGUCUCACCACAUCAGCUCCCGGACGCGCUCCGUCGGGGGCAGUGGAGGCGGGUCAGGGAUCCGACCCCAGUCCGGUAUCAACAUCCCCAACAGCGGAGCAUACAGUUCGCAGGAGUCAGGCAGCAGCACGCCGGAGGAGAGCGGUGGAGACCGCGACAGAUCAGGUGCGGGACACGGGGGGCCCCGUUUGUUGAUCGGAUCGCUACCGGCUCACCUCUCGCCUCAUAUGUUCGGAGGCUUCAAAUGCCCUGUGUGCUCCAAGUUCGUCUCUUCAGACGAGAUGGACCUGCACCUGGUGAUGUGUCUGACCAAGCCCAGGGUCACCUACAAUGAGGACGUGCUCAGUAAGGAUGCUGGAGAGUGUGCAAUCUGUCUGGAGGACCUGCUGCAGGGGGACACCAUCGCCCGGCUGCCCUGCCUCUGCAUCUACCACAAAGGCUGCAUAGACGAGUGGUUCGAGGUGAACCGCUCGUGUCCAGAGCACCCCUCUGACUGAGGAGCACAGGUGAGCACAGGUCCGGUUCUUCCUGGUGUAGCACGAGUGCUCUGCUCCUGCAACAGACAGCAAUGUGAAUCCCUCUCCCCCUGGCCGACGGCCCCGCUGAGACUGCCGGGCACUGUGAUCACAGCCGUCUAACUGGCCGAGGUGGAGUCUGUCUCCACCCUCUACUCCUCUCUUCUGUAGCAAACUCUCUCUAUCCAUCUCUCUCUCUCUCUCUCUCUCUCUCACUCUUUCUCUCUCGUCACUGUAAGAACAACCUCCCACCUUCCUCUGUGCCAAAAAACUCUCUCGUAAUUUUUCAGGGAAACAAACACACAUACCUGUCUAUGCUGUUGGACUCCUGCUCUCUCUCUCUCUCUCUCUCUCCUUCUCUCUCUCGCUCUCUCUAUCCUUUCUGAUAUGACGUCAUAGAGCCUGGUCAAACUCUGAUCAGAUUGGGCAUCUUAUUGUCUCGCUCCCCAACGGAGUGACAUGAAACAUCUCUUCUGCACAGCAGUUGAUCUGAGAAAAGGAACCAACCAGUCCCCCAUCCACCGUGACCACCACCACCACCACCACUACAGAUCUGAUUUGGCUUUUGUUUUUGAAGUGCCACCCUCAGCCAGUCAGAGACGGGCCUCUCGCUGACCUCACCUCACGGACAGAGCCACUGUGACUGGCCGCUCCGCCUCUAUCUGAGACUUCUCCCGCCUGAUUGUACACCUGGACUGUCACUCAAGAGUGUGGUGUUGAUGGGAAAGGGGGUUAACAGAGGGGGUAUGGCAGCAGAGGGAAAGGAGUCUUCCUCUUCUUCCUCCUCCGCCUCCUCCGCGGUGACCCCAGCCGUGUCUGCCAGUGCCUUCAUGUCAUGUCCACAGGGCUUGAGCUGCUGCUGCUGCUGCUGUGGCUGACCUUUGACCCUUGACCUCUACCCUACGGGCUGGGGUAACGGGGGGUAACUGCUCUAGCGCUGGGGAGGCUGCAGCACAUGCUCGUGCCCAGCCUUGGAGUCAGCCUCUGUCCCACAAGUCCUCUGCGCGCAUGAUGUCAGAGGAGGCAGAGUCAUGGCUGAAUGUUAGCCGCCGCCCCCACAGCGCUCGCCCACCUAUCACAGCCCACUCUCUCUCUCUCUUUCUCUCUCUGUAUUUCCUUCCCUUUCUCUGACAUGUGAAGAUUAAUAAGUGCCCCAUCUUCACUUCCACAAAUGAGCUGACAAAAGACAGAUGGUGCCAUCGCUCACUCUCUCUCUCUCUCUCUCUCUCUCUCUCUCUCUCUCUCUCUCUCUUUCUCCCCUGUCCCCACUCCUCUCUUUCUUUUGCUCUCUUUCCAUAUCUGUUGGAUGGUAAAAUUGUAAUAUUGGCUUGCUCUCUCCCUCUCUUUCUCUCUCUCUCUCUCUCUCUUUCUCUCUCUCUUUCUCUCUCUCUGUCUCCGUCUGUCUCUCUGGCAGGCUUCUCUCUCUCCGGUCACUCUCCUCUCUGACAUGAUUACCAGGAGUUAUGCAAUCACCUAGCGUGUGUGCGUGUGUGUUUGUUUUUAUAUAUAUAGACAUAUAAUAUUAAUUAUACCUAUCUGUUAUACAAGUCGAGCUGAUUUGGGCCUUAAUUCAACAUAGAAUUAUUGAUUUAAUCUCAAUCUUUUGCGUUACAAGGGUCUUGUUCAUGCUGAGCUCCGUGUUAUUUUUGUCCAUUUUAUUGAAACACAAAGUCCUGUAGUGAAUCAAAGGGUACCAUACUCAAUCAAGAACCAAGCGGAGUGGUCACCCCAUCAAUUCAUAUACACGCUAGUCACCUGGAGCAAGUGCCAUUCAAAUGCAUUCAGAUUCAAAGCAAUGAUGAUGCAAUGAGCACCAGCCAAUUUUAUUCACUAUCAGCUGAUUUCAAAUGUUAAGGUGGGCAUUAGGAGUGCGCCUGUGCCGCAGUGUGGGGUCUGGGUAGCAGCUAAGGAGAGGUGGUGCUCACCAACAUGCACACACAGCGUGUGAGGCUCCUGAAUGUGGACGGUUCACUUGAGUGGGUCGCAGAGCGUGAUGGCCUCAGGUUGACCCUGGUUCAGUGACCACUGUGACGUCAUCCCAGCUGUGGUUAAACAAACUGGAGAUAAGACCGGCAGAGGACAGGGUUUUGCCGUUGGCUGCCUUUCUGCCUGAAGAUGUAAAGGACGUGUCAGAAUGUAGAUUUUGUUUUGGAAGAAAUGGUUAAAUCAAUAAACAAACAACUCAAUAAUUACAUUUAUGUCACAGUUCAGAUAGAACAUCUGUUUAUUAUAUGUUUAGCCCUGUGGGCAUUCCAGGACCUCUGAGUAAGUGGUAAACCCCCUAAUAUAGGAGGAAGAACUCAUAGGGUCCUUCUUUUAGGAGCUUUACGGUUUAGUCUGGGUUACAUUCAUUUAGCUGAUGUAUUUAGUGGGUCAGCUGAGUAACCUUGUCCAGGCCACUAAAUCUUGUGCUUGGGGAACGCCUCUGAACUACAGUACACCACCAGGAGUCAGUAUGGACGUUGGAAUAAACAUGUUCCUGCCCAGAGAAGGACAUGCUGUGUUACGGAAAAUCCCAGAGAGCCGCUGUUGAAGCCAUGGCUGGCCGAUGGGGUUUUCACAGUUUAGCUAAGAGCCCUCCCCGUCUGUAACAUAAACGAGACAAAUGGAACGGAAAGAAACCACUAAACCGAACCUCCCACACACUUUCCCUACGUGAUGUGAAUUUGUGACAGCAGGACCUAGUGUGUAUGGGUGGACUGUGUGUAUGUGUCAGCAGCAUGGCAUAGGUCAGCUCCCAGAGAAAGGGCACUUGCCUGCUGGCGGGGUCGGCCUGACAGCCCAGUGGCCAAGUGCAAAUGACGGUCAGCUCUUUUGGAGGUCUGAGUCAAGUUUUUGGUUGCAUGUAUAAAUCCCAACCGAAGGUGACAAAACAGUGCUACAGGUUUUCCUUCUGGAGGGCCACUGUAGCCCUCUGCCCCUACAGAGGCUCUAAACUAAAGCUUGUCUUCUGUGAUGUCAGGAGUCAGGACAGGUACACUGCCUUUACGCAAUUAGCCACAGGUAGAGACAUCACCGGUGACCUGUCUGUCAGUCUGUGCUCUCCCUACCAUGUGACCUAUCCUGUCCUACCAUGUGACCUAUCCUGACCUAUCCUGUCCUACCAUGUGACCUAUCUUGUCCUACCAUGUGACCUAUCCUGUCCUACCAUGUGACCUAUCCUGUCCUACCAUGUGACCUAUCCUGUCCUACCAUGUGAUCUAUCAUGUCUUUACCAUGUGACCUAUCCUGUCCUACCAUGUGACCUAUCCUGUCCUACCAUGUGACCUAUCUUGUCCUACCAUGUCCCCUAUCCUGUCCUAACAAUUGUCUAGAUUUUUUUCUGACAACAGAAACCACAUAUUGGAUCUUUGAAUACAAUGGAGUUGAGUUGAACUGUCAAUAGAAUGUACAUGUGUCCUCUUCCAUGUUUUCACACAAACUAAAGCUGUGUCAUAUGUAAUGUCAGCUUUCAGUCCUGAAUUUUCAAUGUCUCCCAUGUUGUGUGUCUGUGCAUAAGAGGCCAUGUCUACUUUGAUUAUUUUUCAUCAAUGUUUUGAAUAUGAUUUAAUGCAGCCCCUUCUCCUGCAAUUUAAUCAUAGGCAAAAAGGGCUUGUGCAUUUCCUCCAAAAGGGUGCGAGAGCUUUCUGAAGAUUCGCUGCUAACUUCGGUAGAAAUGAUCCCUCUCCAACCGUUUCAUUAAAGGGCAAAUUAUGAGUGGUCCAACCAGCUACUGAGGAAAUCCAACAAGAGCUUUGAAUAGAAUGUGACACUCACAAUCAACCUGUGCUUAUAAUAAGAGGCAUGUUGUCAUUUGAUUGUUUUUCUUGAGAUUGUUAUCGAGUGUGUAUGUUUCUGGCUAGUAAUGCUGAUGUGGUUUAUUGCUGAUAAUCAGCUGAUCAAGUGGCUACUGCUGACGGGUGUAACCAACAGCCAAUUCAGCCUAGGCAAAGUGUUUUACAGCCCUUAGAUAUUAAUAAUUAAUAGAAAAUAAACAUUUUAGUGCCAUAAUAUAGCAGCUAUAACAGCUGCAUAUAGGUUUCUCUAUGGAGAGAUGAGCCAGAGAGCUGUGCAGAAAGAAGCACAAUCAGAGAUCUCCUGCAAUGAAUGUUCUCUUUUGUCACUUUUGAGACCCCCUGGUGCUCAAUUAGGCCCAGAUUUACCAAAUAUGUGUGCCAAGUUUGAGGAGGAGUAACCAUUUCUGUCCAUUUGUUUGUCUUAAAUCUCACACUGUUGCUCCUUCAGACAUAUUAAUAUAAAUUCGAAUGGGCUUAAAGAGUAGGCUCAGUAGGCUACUCGCAUGUAAAUCCUAUUCACAAGUUUUAACUAACUUAUCUUAAAGCUAUUCUACAGGGAUACCCACUUCAAGUGGCAUCAGAUUAAAUGAUUCACAAAUUGCCAGUUUGGCCAGGGCUGUGAAGGCUCUUCUCCCUAUAGCAUCUUCUCUGAGGCCCGUGAUAUUAACAAAACACAGCCCCCCCCCCCAUCCCACACAAUGCUCUCAUCCCCCUCCCCCAACCUCCCCUGUAACCCCAUUCCAUCCCAUCCCAUCCCAUCCCAUGACCAGCAUACCCUAAUGGCCUUUUGAAGCUCAGUUUAGAUGAGAGCACCUUUGUGCUAGACGUGAACUGAAUAUGUGACUAGAGUCAAAUUAAACCUUGCUUUUGUGUGCGUGUGUGUUUAUGACUGUUCCAUGUGUAUGUUUAUGCUCCCGCGGUUUGUCUGUGGAAGACUGUGCUGGAUCUGAGCCCAAUUCAAUCCAGUAGGAUUGAUGACUAUCUACCAGUCUACCUGUUCAGUGCAGUUAUCAUUGCAAUUCCCCACAUAACUUCAGGUGUGACGAUACUUGAUGUGGUCAAGCUUGUGAGACUGGAGCCAGGCCUAGCAGCGUUUCAGGUUAUGUUCAGGUGCGUUUGAAUCAUGCAGUGACUCUUGGGUGUUAAGAGUGUGGUUUGUAAUGUAAGAGAGAUGGAUAUUAUUAAGUUUCUACUGGAUGCACAUACCCACCCCAAGGUACUCCAGAGACAUGCCAAGAUUAUCAUGGUUUUUCUGUUUGUUUGUUGGUUGGUUUGUUUGUUUGUUUGUUUUUUAAUAUUCAGAUUUUUUGUCAUAACAUUCCAUUCGUGUAUAAAAUUAUGUACAGAUAUAUGAAAUUAAAAGAGCAAAAUCUUUUGAAGCACAA
Molecule: messenger RNA, 5848 nt
Organism: Sardina pilchardus (European sardine)
Lineage: Eukaryota; Metazoa; Chordata; Actinopteri; Clupeiformes; Clupeidae
Gene: znrf2b
Product: zinc and ring finger 2b
Exons: 5
Coding region: 1-669 (222 amino acids)
Biological process (GO): protein K48-linked ubiquitination; proteasome-mediated ubiquitin-dependent protein catabolic process
Cellular component (GO): intracellular membrane-bounded organelle; membrane; cytoplasm
Molecular function (GO): ubiquitin protein ligase activity
Source: RefSeq, a predicted model, not a curated record